Messenger RNA from Mesorhabditis belari, 996 nucleotides. The record is from the annotation of a GenBank genome assembly. NCBI's taxonomy places the organism in Eukaryota, Metazoa, Nematoda, Chromadorea, Rhabditida, Rhabditidae.
AUGAUACUAUGCUAUUUGUUUCUCUCAUUUCUACUAUCGGAAGUGUCCUCGCUGGGGUGUAUUCCUCAAAUUUGCGCUGAUAACCGGGAAAACCGUUUGAGGGGAUGUCCCGAUUCGGACGGUGGUUGUGGGCACUAUCAAGGCGAGAGAUCUGAUGGAGAGAUCGUCGACGCAGUGGACAUCGUUUGCUCGCGCGGGCAAGUCAUUUAUGCUCCAUUUGACGGUGAAAUGUACUACUUUAAACCAUUUGGAGGAGCCGAGGACAAAGAGUGCGCUGAUGAGGGAGCUCGAAUUGAAGGAUCUGGACAAUGGCAGGGAUACGUUGCUCACAUCGCUAGCGUCAAACUCGACUUUUAUGGUGGCAAAGUGAAGAAAGGAGAUCCGAUUGGGAAAGCUAUCGAUCAAGGCUGCACCCUUCCAUCCGAUCAACGAAGUGCCACUCCGUCGAUUGAAAUGAAAUUGUUCCGCGAAGGGAAACCCGUUGAUCCGACGUUUCACCUAAGAGAAUGCAUGUGCACUGGUCAGAUCUGCGAAUCGAACUCGAAAAACACGUUUCUCGGGAAUCCGUUCAAGUCCGACAAACGUUUCAACGGCGUUCGCGGCUGGGAUUUGGAGUGUCGAAUGGUCGAGGAAGAUGGAGAAAGCCCGAAAGCCCCAUUGAUCUAUUCACCGAUUGAGGGAGAGCUUAUUGGCCGCACUCGGCUUGCUUUUGACGCAAACGGAGCGUAUUCGGGUUGCGAAAACGAUGGGAUUUUCAUCGUCGGUACAAGGGAUUGGGCUGGCUUCGAAGUUCGUAUCUACAACGUUCGGGUCAGAGCCGAGCUCGAGUUUGGGCGCCAAAACAUUAUCCAAGGCCAGCCGAUUGCUCGACGUCUUUCAUGCGAAUCGGCGCCCGACUCCGUAUUUCUCGAGAUUCGUUACGAGGGCAAAGUGGUCGAUGUUUCCGAUAUGAUUUCGGCCAAUAAAUGUCAAUUGCCCGAGGAUUUAAAGCUCGCU